This is a messenger RNA of Hypomesus transpacificus, 2154 nucleotides long. Its product is annotated as N-acylethanolamine-hydrolyzing acid amidase-like. The transcript is spliced from 11 exons. Gene Ontology annotation, molecular function: fatty acid amide hydrolase activity. The coding region runs from base 115 to 1176 and encodes 353 amino acids. NCBI's taxonomy places the organism in Eukaryota, Metazoa, Chordata, Actinopteri, Osmeriformes, Osmeridae. Gene Ontology annotation, cellular component: lysosome. The record is from RefSeq and is a predicted model, not a curated record. Gene Ontology annotation, biological process: fatty acid metabolic process.
CUUUUUCUUUUUUUUUACCUUCACAAAACAACGGAAGUUGUCGCGUAAAGGGAAGUUACAUUAUUUCUGUUAAAGGCUACUUUGUGUGUGACUCUUGCAGUGGCGGUAGGAAUUAUGUUUAGUGCACUGCUUCUCCUCAGUCUAGUGUUAUGUACCUCAUGCUUUUAUCCACCUGUGGUCAACAUUAGCUUGGAUGACCCCCCAGAAGUGCGAUGGGCGCCACUAUUGAAAGUGUUUGACGUGACCGACCUGAAUAAAGCAGCUGCUGAGGUUAUUGAUUCUACUGUUCCAAAAUGGGUGCAUCACGCAUUGGCUCCAGUUGUGGUGGCUUUGGACAAGUAUAUUCCUUCACCAUACGCCGGAGAGAUACGUGGAAUGGCAUCACACUUUGGAGCAACCCUUUCAGAUAUCAUAAUUCUCAACUUUGCCUAUGAAAUAUCUGCAUUCUGCACUAGUAUUGUGGCUCAGGACACAAGUGGUCAUGUGUACCAUGGCAGGAAUCUUGAUUACCCACAUGAUGUUCUCAGGAAUCUAACCAUUAACAUUAUCUUUCUAAAGAAUGGAGAGGUGGCUUACCGAGGAACCUCUUUUGCGGGUUAUGUUGGUCUGUGGACGGGACAAAGUCCUAACAAGUUCACAGUCUCUGGAGACCAGCGCGGUAAGGAGCAUUGGUGGGAGUGGUGGAAGAACAUAGUUUCUGCUUUCCUGUUAAAAAGAUCUCCAGUCAGCUGGUUGGUGAGAGAGACAUUGGAGGAAGCAACAGACUUUCAGGAUGCAGUCAUGCGAAUGUCCAAAAUCCCUAUUAUCACGGGUGUUUACUACAUAGUUGCUGGUGUUCGGGGUGGUGAAGGAGUGGUCAUCACCAGGGACAGGCAAGGCCCAGCUGAUAUUUGGCCUUUGGAUCCUUUAAAUGGACGAUGGUACAGAGUGGAAACCAACUUUGACCACUGGCUUCCACCACCCUCAAGGGAUCAUCGAAGAGAUAUUGCCAAUAAAGCAUUAAAUGCUACGGGUCAAGAAAAUAUCAACAUAGACACACUUUUUCAGGUUUUGUCUGUGUAUCCAGUAUGUAAUGGAAUGACAGUAUACACAACAACAAUGAGUGCAGCCUUCCCUGAUAACUACACGUCAGUUAUUAGACCACAGGGUUGCCACUGGACUGAUUCAAUUGUUUGACCUUCCAGGUGGUUCUCACCUUGUUAGUACUCUAGUGUAGAUCAUACUGAUGCAUAAAGCUGAUGUGUUGGUGGCUCUGAUAAAACAUAUUGGUAUGUGAUGUAAAGGGAGACCUACAGACAUGUGAUCCAUUCAUAAAUGUUAAUUAAAAUCAUCUGGUUACCUAUGUGACAGAGACUUCUUCAACCGCAUAGACUAACUAUGUGAUAUUAUGUGUAGUUUAUUUGGGUCUUUUGAUACUAUGAUCAAUGAUAAUUAAUGAUUUAUGUGCAAUGAUAAUUAAUAUCAACUUACAUUUUUUAGGGAAACAAUAUGACCAUUGUUGAUCCUUCUGUAGCUUUAUGUGUGUUUUGGGCUCCACGGUCAUGUGACUGGAAUGGCAAGCCGUAAGUACUUCCUGGGCACACGGGUGGACUUGAAGGCAAGGAAGGGGAGCUGAGCUGAGUUCAGGAGUAAACCAACAGCCCACUACUGUGAUACAAGCAGCAACUGAGCUUGACUUCAGUGUCGCCCAAGAUGUUAGCGUUUGUUAAUCGGCUUUUGGACUGGUUCAAAUCUCUUUUUUGGAAAGAGGAGAUGGAACUUACAUUAGUAGGACUACAAUAUUCUGGAAAAACCACAUUCGUUAACGUGAUUGCGGUGAGUAAGUCAGCUACAUUAGUGUAGCUAGUAAACGUCAACCUAGCUUGCUAGACAGCUAACAUUGGCAAGUCUUCAACUUGUCUUGAUUUUAGUGCAUGCUUGCCGUCACACAGGCAACACACUGCUUUCAUAAUCAUUAAAGAAAUUACUUUGGCACAUUCACUAACAAAGUGUUUAUAGAGACUAGCUAACCGGUAUUUUGUGUGCUUCCAUCUUCCUGGCCCAGGUGGGAGUGACUGGUGGUGACAAUCAGUUAAUUAGCUACAUGACGUCAUACAUGUAAUUAUCAUAUUUGGAAAGAUGUCUGAGUUCAUAGCCAUUUGGCAAUAAAGAUUU